This is a messenger RNA of Lytechinus variegatus (green sea urchin), 2690 nucleotides long. RefSeq lists its product as uncharacterized. The record is from RefSeq and is a predicted model, not a curated record. The coding region runs from base 454 to 1131 and encodes 225 amino acids. The transcript is spliced from 3 exons. NCBI's taxonomy places the organism in Eukaryota, Metazoa, Echinodermata, Echinoidea, Temnopleuroida, Toxopneustidae.
AAACAACCAUACAUCAAAAGAAAGCUAAUGAUUCAUAGAAUACAAAUAUACCAAACAUAUUACGUGUAUCUCCUUCCAUUGCUCAAAAACAAUGAAAGAAAAAUUAAUAAACCACCCCUUCCAAAUUCCCUUCGAUUGAGCGACCCCCCACGUCGCCCGAAAAUGAUGACGUCAAGUUGUGUAGAGCGCGGAUCCGGAGGAGCUAGCUAGCUAGUUGAGCUGGCCUGGCUGAGCUGAGCAGCACAGCUGAGCUGAUAUCAACGCUGUAUUUGCGAUUGCACCGGCGAGCCCGGCGGCCGGCGCGGCGGAGAUAUCGAGACUGUGGCCGGCCGUGGGUGUGCAUAUUGUUCGCUGUUUGCAUACUCCGUACCUAUCGAUUUUGACUUUGUUGGCAGUGAUUGUAAAGUUUGUUUGCUUCCGUCAUACUCUGUUAUUGAUAUUAUAAGGAGAGGAAUGACGGCCCCGGCUCAGAGAGAAGAUGCGCUCGAUCAACAAGACUUGAUUAUGGAUUUUGAAUCUGAAAAUGUUGAUGGCACCGAUAGUGAGACUGAGAGUGAGAGUGAUGAGACGAGCAGCAGUAGUGAUAGCGAUGGAGGCGAAGCUGAUGACGGGGAGAACCGGCAGCUCGUCGAAUGGGAUUACGAGCCCUUACCCCGUGGUGAGCCGGGGCAGAAUGUCGGGGAUGCUGGGCCAGCUAAUGCUAAUCGACUUCUGGAAAACGUCGAUAAUUGGUGUACAUGUGGAAGGUGUCGUGUGCACCCUUCUUUCAACGAAGGAGAUUGUUUGUGCUGCAGGGAAGCACCAGAGGUACUUGGAGAGGCUGACCGACAGGGAGCACGCUGUCUGGUGGAAUCAGAUGAAUUCGAACCUGCCAUACUUAAUGCCACAUCGCUCUAUAUUGGUUGGCUGGAAUAUACAGAUCGGUGGCGUCGAGCAGCGAGAGGUUUUGGUGAUCGCAAUAACGAGAAAUACCGAUAUGUGGCAUAUCGGAAAGUGGUGAGAUGGUGUUGGGGCUGGCUUGGAAAAGACAUCAGGGUACAACUGCCUGCAUGCAUCCAUGCUGCUAUCAUGGAAGCCUAUCCAGAUGGAGGGGAUCAGUACAAGGGCACCAUCCUACGUCGCCUAAGAUGAGCUUAAAGUCAAUUACCUGUAUGUACAUUCCAACCAACAAUAAUUGCUAUAGCACUGUAGCUGAAGGUCUGGUUCAUUUUGUCUAUGAAAUCAUGAAUCAUUAUUAUUUAAUUGUGACAUACAUUGUAUAUUUUUCCUGAAGAAUGUCAGAAAAAACAAGAUGUGUACUAUCAUCUAUAUAUUUGUUUUAAUUUGUUCAUCUACAUGUACAAGCAUGUGCAUGUGAUCACAUAAUUGCAUUGUUGCCCAAUCAUCUAUUACACUCUCAUUUUAUAUACAUAGCAAUACACACAAGUUAUGUGGAUGUAAGAAUGUUCUAUAUAUGUAUUUAUUUUUAGUUCAUCAAUAAAGAUUUAGUGUGUCAGUGUAGACUACCAUUUGUAAGUGAGCAUUUUGUCCUUAAAACCUUCAUGGUUUGCAUGGUUGAGAUAAAUUACUAGUACCAAUCUCAUAAUCUGUAGUCAUAUCUUAAAUUGUGUCCUUACUCUUUUUCAUACGUGAUUCAGUAAUUCAGACUCCAUAUUUGGUCUUUACAUAUGUAUCAAAUUCCAUGAGUGGCAUAUUAUUUAAUAGUACAAAAAUUUCAGUCCUUAGCAUUUACUAGUAUUAAAAAAAUAAAGGUUUUAACUCUACAAUAGCCAGGGAAUUUUUUAAUUUUUUUCCAUUUCCCUCAGCCCUUGAAGGUAUUAUGAUCUUGUCUGCAGAUAUCGUGAUCACAACAGUAAUUUGACUGAUAAUAGGAAAAUAAAAGACAUUUAAUGACACGUUAGCAUUAAUUUUUCUGCAUCCACUUAUUUCACGUUCAUUAAAUAUACUUUAAAUAUCUAGACAUGAUAUUAGGAUUUUGCUGCAAAUCUAUAACCCUUUUAACAUCCAUUUUUUGUUGUGUGAAGACUUUUCAUUAGAAAUAUAUAAAUCAUUGGAAUCAUUAAUUUUCUUUGUGAAUCAAUUUCAUUUAAAAAUUUUCUGAUGCAGUUAUUUGUCUUUUACUUUUUUGCUUAUAUUUUUUAUAGAAAUAAGAAAUUGGUUCCCUACUGUUUAAGUUGGAAAUCAUUUUGUAACAGUUAUAGUGUAUUUUUUUUUUUGUAACAGGAAUAAUAGUAUAGAAAAUUUACCCAGGGAACCCACUUCAGUUCUGAAAGAUGUUCUCCCAGCAGGCCCUGCUAUUAUUAUUAUUUACAUGAUCACAUUUUGAGGAUUUUUUUUCUGUGACAUAUGUUUGGAGUGUGUUGCUUCAUUUCAGAACUACUGGUAGUACAAUGUAGGAAGUAUCGUCUCAAAAGCAUGACAAGCUUCUCACUUGACAUAAUUAUGCAAAAUUGUUGAGAUGUAUCCACCCAUUAUGUAACUAUUUCAUCAAGGAAAUAUAUUUCUUGUCAUUGAAUUUGGAUUGAAAAUUUUGGAGAACUGAAUAAUUAUACACCUUAUUUCCAUCUAUUACAUUGAGCAUUUAUUUCACUGGCAGAUGAGUAGGAAGUCAUGUCAACCAAUCUUGUUAACAUUCACUUUGUAUUGUAACCUUGUCUUUUUUAAAAUAUAUGAAAUGAAUUGAACUUGAA